Messenger RNA from Paramecium tetraurelia, 1074 nucleotides. RefSeq lists its product as uncharacterized. Lineage: Eukaryota; Ciliophora; Oligohymenophorea; Peniculida; Parameciidae. The transcript has 2 exons. The record is from RefSeq and is a predicted model, not a curated record.
AUGUAUAGAAUUGCAUCUAUACUUCCUUUACCUUUCUUUUUAUUGUUCCCACUUACUAUUUUAUACAUGUAGAUUUUCUAAAAUUCUUAAUCAAAAAAUUAUCAUGAUAUAAUAUUCUAUGUAUUAUUGGUUUUCUAUUUGGAUAAAAAAAUAUAUUGGAAAAUCUUAGUAAGUAUUUUGAUUCUUUUUAUUUCCAUCAAAAAGAUUAGCAUAUCAACUGUUUUUCUAUAAUAAUAAUAAUAUCCAUAAUCUUUGAUUAUUUCAUUAUUAACUUUUGAAACAAUGCUCAUUAUUCAUCAUGCUUGUUAAAAUUAAUACUAUUUGAUUUCUAUAUAUGAAUAUAAAUAGAAUUACAGUAUUGCUAAUAAUUUCUUUAAAGUCUUAGAUCAAAAUGUAAAAAUUGAGGGUAAGAUUAGUAAAUUCAUUCUCCCUAAACAAUUUUGUUAAUUAAAUUUAUCAUUGAUUAUGUUUGAAUAGCAUUUUAUUUUAUUAAGUGCAAUACUAAUUGGACUUUAUUUAAGGUAAGUGCAAUCUGAAUGUGAAAAAAGGAAGCUGGCAAGCCAUGAUUUGUUUUUUGCUAAGAAUAAUGAUAGUGCAUUAAUUGAAAGCGACUCUGAAGAGAGAUUCAACUUCUUGGAGAAUCAAAUUUAAUCGUCAUUUUUAAUUCUUAUUUAAGAAGAUGAGAAGAUAAUAUCAACUUAGUUUGUUGAUUCUCCAAAUGAUAACUUGGAUGCAGAGAAAUGGUUAUGCUAAUUAAUUUAGACUAUUAACCAAUAUUGCAUCUCUUGCACUGUAAGCAUUUAUAUUGAUGAGGAAGGAAAUACUUAUUAAAAACAUGAAGAAGACUAUUUUAGGCUUAAGAUUGAAACAUCUCAUAGUGAAGAAUGCUAUCAAUUUUAUUUAGAGGAUAACCUAGAGUUUCUAGUAUUUUGCAGGGCCAAGAAAUUUAUCAAUAUAUACUCUGUGAAUCUACUUAAUGAAUUUAAGAUGGAAAGAAGGAGGGAUAAAUUGUUAACUUUAAUUUUACAAAGUCGAUUCUGGAUACUAUCUUAUAUCCUAUGUAUAAUGUAUUGA